CGGGCGGGGGGUAGCGGCAGAUCCCGUAAGUCGGGCGGCCGCGUAGUAGCUGCAACCUCCGCUGCAGCAGCCACAUUCAACAGGCAGCAGCGCCGUGGUUGUGCUGCGGCCAGCAAGCGGCCCGCGGCGUCCGUCAGUCCUCCGGUCCGCGGGCCCUGUCAUCAGGAGCGCGGCGCCGGUGCUGUCCGCGCCCGGCGCCCCUGGCCUGCCGUCCCGUCGGUGCAGCGGACCCAGAGGAGUCUAGAUGUUGAUGGACUCGUGAAGUUAAGUUCUGGGCUCGCGCUUCCACUUCGCCACUUCUUCCUCCGGGUUUCCGUCCUCUUGCGGCGCUGACCUCGCUCCCAAUCUCGGACCAGCUCUUCGCGGCCCCCCCCUUCCUUUGGCUCCCGGUGCUGCGCUCUACCCCUUCUCGGCUCUCCCGCGGCUGGGGGAGGGGCGGGGGUCACCAUGGCCGAAGCGCCCCAGGUGGUGGAGAUUGACCCGGACUUCGAGCCGCUGCCGCGGCCGCGUUCGUGCACCUGGCCGCUUCCCAGGCCAGAGUUUAGCCAGUCCAACUCGGCCACCUCCAGCCCGGCGCCGUCGGGUGGCGCGGCCGCGAACCCCGAUGCCGCCGCGGGCCUGCCCUCGGCGGCCGCUGUCAACGCGGACUUCAUGAGCAACUUGAGCCUGCUGGAGGAGAGUGGGGACUUCCAGCAGGCGCCCGGCUCCGUGGCGGCGGCUGCGGCGGCGGCCGCGGCGGUGGCGGCAGCGGCGGCUGCAGCAGCGGCUGCCACUGGGGGGCUGUGCGGGGACUUCCAGGGCCCGGAGGCGAGCUGCCUGCACCAGGCGCCACCGCAGCCCCCGCCGCCCGGGCCGCUGUCUCAGCACCCGCCCGUGCCCCCCGCCGCUGCCGGGCCGCUGGCUGGGCAGCCGCGCAAGAGCAGCUCGUCCCGCCGUAACGCGUGGGGCAACCUGUCUUACGCCGACCUCAUCACCAAGGCCAUCGAGAGCUCGGCCGAGAAGCGGCUCACGCUGUCGCAGAUUUACGAGUGGAUGGUCAAGAGUGUGCCCUACUUCAAGGAUAAGGGUGACAGCAACAGUUCGGCGGGCUGGAAGAAUUCCAUUCGUCACAAUCUGUCCCUGCACAGCAAGUUCAUCCGUGUGCAGAAUGAAGGGACCGGAAAGAGUUCAUGGUGGAUGCUCAACCCCGAGGGGGGCAAGAGUGGCAAGUCCCCCCGGAGGAGAGCGGCGUCCAUGGACAACAACAGUAAAUUCUCCAAGAGCCGGGGCCGGGCCGCCAAGAAGAAAGCCUCCCUCCAGUCUGGCCCGGAGGGUGCCGGGGACAGCCCGGGGUCUCAGUUCUCCAAGUGGCCCGCCAGCCCGGGCUCUCACAGCAACGACGACUUUGAUAACUGGAGUACGUUCCGCCCACGCACCAGCUCCAACGCGAGCACCAUCAGUGGGCGGCUGUCCCCCAUCAUGACGGAACAGGACGAUCUCGGAGACGGGGACGUGCAUCCGAUGGUGUACCCGCCGUCCGCAGCGAAGAUGGCUUCCACUCUGCCCAGUCUGUCGGAGAUCAGCAGUCCCGAGAACAUGGAGAACCUCUUAGACAACCUCAACCUCCUCUCGCCACCGACGUCCUUGACCGCCUCCACCCAGUCCUCCCCCGGCACCAUGAUGCAGCAGGCCCCCUGCUACUCGUUCGCCCCGCCCAGCACCAGCCUGAACUCGCCGAGCCCAAACUACCAGAAGUACACCUACGGCCAGUCCAGCAUGAGCCCCUUGCCCCAGAUGGCAAUGCAGACGCUUCCGGACAGCAAGGCGGCCUACGGCGGGCUCAGUCAGUACACCUGCGCGCCAGGGCUCCUGAAGGAGCUGCUUACCUCCGACUCUCCUCCCCAUAAUGACAUCAUGGCACCCGUUGAUCCCGGGGUGGCCCAGCCUAACAGUCGGGUCCUCAGCCAGAAUGUGCUCAUGGGCCCUAAUUCGGUCAUGCCAGCCUAUGGCAGCCAGGCAUCUCACAACAAAAUGAUGAACCCCAGCUCCCACACCCACCCGGGACACGCUCAGCCGGCGUCCGUAGUCAACGGGCGCGCCUUGCCCCACGCGGUGAGCGCCAUGCCCCACAGCUCGGGCAUGAGCCGCUUGGCCCCGGCAAAGACCGCUCUGCAAGUGCCUCUGCCCCACGCCAUGCAGAUGAGCGCCCUGGGGGGCUACUCCUCGGGGAGCAGCUGCAACGGCUACGGCAGGAUGGGCGUGCUCCACCAGGAGAAGCUGCCGAGCGACCUGGACGGCAUGUUCAUCGAGCGCUUGGACUGCGACAUGGAGUCCAUCAUCCGGAACGACCUCAUGGACGGGGACACGCUGGACUUCAACUUCGACAGCGUGCUGCCCAACCAAAGCUUCCCGCACGGCGUCAAGACGACGACGCACAGCUGGGUGUCCGGCUAGGAGCGAGCCGGCAAGCAGGCUGCAUUUAAAAGUACUUCAGAUUGUCUGACAGCAGGAACUGAGAAGAAGUCCAAAGAUGUCCGUCACCCCAUCUUUUCGUUUUCUUGAUUCAAAAAAACAAAAACUUUUUUUUUCCCUUCGUCAGACUUGGCAGCGAAGACACUUUUCCUGUGCAGGAUGUUUGCCCAGUGUUCGCAGUUCUGCGCUGCUGCAGAUAAGGGCCAUGGCGUUGGAGAUUCCAUUACAAUCAAGUGCCAAACUCGCUGCCCCGAGCGACUGCAGACCAGGCUCGCGGAUCCUGUGUGCUCUCAAGUUUUGUAUAUAAGCAGUAGCUACAGGAUUGUCUUUGUGUGUGUUUUGUUUUUUAAAUAGCCAUUCGGUCCAAGGAAAGUUUAUACUCUUUUUUUUUUUUUUUUGUAAUACUGUGAUGGUCUUGUGUCCUUAAUAAGUUAAACUUUUGUGCGUCCUGUGUUCUGCCGAACUGACGAAUCCCCGAGAACCAAGCCCUCCGCCCAGCACCUCCGCGGUGCAGCUUCGGACUUGCUCAUGCUGCCCGGUCACUCACACGAGAUGCAACACCCUGUCAGCGAUCUGCUGAGUCAGUGGACUUGUCAGACUCUUUGGGGGAAAAAAACAGAGUAAAUGCCAGCCUUGUACAGGUCUUUUCUAUUUUUUUUUGUUUGUUUAUUUUGUUAUUUGCAAAUUUGUACAAACAUACGAAUGGUUCUAAUUUCCAGAUAAAUGAUUUUUGAUGUUACUGUUGGGACUUGAUCAUUUUUGGAAUAGAUGCUGAACUGUAAUGUUUUCUUAAAACUAGAGUCUACUUUGUUAUAUAAUAUACUGCCUGUAAAUUUACAGACUCCCAGAUAUUUGAGACAGCAUCCAUAAUUUUCAUUUUGUAUUCUAACUGGAUUAGUACUAAUUUUGUACGUGCUUAACUGGUUUGUACACUUGGGGAUGCUGCGUGGUGAUGUUCGUGACUAAUCUUAAAAUCAUUGUAAUUAGUACUUGCCUACACAGUGUUUCUGGCCCUGUUUUGGCAGGAGAGGGAUGUAUAGUUAAGGACAUUUUUGUGUUUCAAGUUCAGGAGAGCUUGGUGUGUUUCUGUGUACGUAUUUUAAAGGGAUUACAUCUGCCGUUCCCCCGUGAACUUGGCGCACCACAUAGCAUGGUGGCCUCUUGUCCCUGCAGCUCCUCCUGGGAGGCCUUGUCGUGUCUGUCACGCAGGAGGGGAGGCCUGCACCCGAAAUAGGACCCCUUUCCCAGACGGGCCUUCCCAUCAACAACCACUUGAAGCCGAGCUGCACUGGAAGUUUUCCCUCGCAAUUCUGCACCCUUAUUUUGGCCCGGGUGGAGGUGGGAUUUUAUAGCCUUGCCUUGAAGGCUCCCGUCCGCCCCCACCCCUCACCCCUUUCCUUCUGUCCUCCCGUCCUGCAGAUUAUACGUAGAACGCUGUGGGGAGCCCUUCAGGGGGGUUUAGAAGUGGGACUUCAGCGACGAGUGGGCUGCUCUGUGUUCAUGAGCAUAGAAGCUGCUACCCAAUGGCAGAAAGAUUGUUGAAAACCUGGGGCGAUUCAUCUGAAAAUCAACAAACCAGCUCUAAGUUGUAUAUUUGAAUUUUAAAAGCCUUUGUAUAAGUUAAGAAUUUCUUUAGCCUUUUAGCAACCUAAACUAUGAUCCUGAUCAUUAUGUUGUAAUAUUUUCCAUUUACCUGUAACUGACAGACCAGGUUCAUUGGCUUCGCGUCCCACUGGCAGCCUUUGGUAUUUUCAAGUCAUGUGGAUGCCCAAAGUCAGCACAAUAAAAGGAACAGCUGAACAAAAAAUGUCCCUCUCGCCAGCUUGAGAAGGCUCUGAUCUGAUUUCCGUGUGCUUACCCCAAACGGCAUUUGCUUGGUCUCAUCCGUGAAUUGCAUUGCUGUUGGCUUAGUUUUUUCUACAUGUUUAACAAGAACAGAAGUGUCCUUGAUAGAUUUCCUCCCCGGGGCUGGCUCUGUGGUAAGAUUCCCACUGUAACAACUUCUGUGGUGUUGAAGAGCUGUUCAACACCCCUCUGCAUCGCCGGCUGCUCCGAGGCGCACCUGGUCAGACAAAUGCCAUCCCCCUCGGGGGUGCCUCCCGCCUGCGGGACAGACCUCGUUGGUGCCGCUGACUCGGUUUCCGUGACACAAGUGCCCCAGGAUACCCUGACCCCUUGCCCGCACACAUGAGCCUCAGAGACAGCCACAGCCAACAUCGCUGUCCCAACCUUACUGCUUCAUGUGGCUGCUGAAGGUCUUUCUUAUUCCUACGUCUGUGUGAAUAUCUUUUUUUCCUUCAAGUUUUUCUUUUCCGUGUUAAAAUCCUGACAUGAAUCCUGGGUAGCUGGCUCUCUGGGGUACAGCGAACCCCAGCGGAAGGCCCCUUGUAUAUUUUGAAAACAUUAUGUGACCUCUGAUUUCUUUUUCUGUACGAAGACUGACUUUCUGGAGUAAUUAAUACACCAGUUUUACUGUACAUGGUUGCUUUGUGAGAUGUGCAGACGGUAUCACCUACGCAGCCUUGUUUGAUUUCUUUCCCCCCGGUUUGUACUGUUAUUAAAAGCAUAUUGUAUCAUAGAGCUCUUCAGAUAUUUUAAAUAUAAAGUGUUUCUGUAAUACAGACGUAUGGGCUGGACGUAGGUCAUAUGUGCCAUGGGAGGCUCUGCUAGGACAGACAUGCACAGUCUCGGUCAACCAGCGCGCGCUGUACUGCGGGGAACAGCGGAUCAGUGGGGCCUCCGAGAUGAGGGGGUGCCUGAGGCGGAGAGGUUCUCCGUGGGGAGACGGUGCAGGUCGUUCCACGGCUGGGGCUGUUACCUUAGCCCCCUGGCAUUUUCACAGUCAGCUCUUCAGAGUUCUUAAUUCAUAACAGGUUUUUAAACGAGAAGUUUCUCUCGUGAUUUUAGUUUGCAAGUCGUCAUUCAAUAAAGAACAGUGGAAUCUGUACGGACAAAGCCGGGGGCGCGCCCUGGGGCCACCUCCUGGAGGGCGCUGUGUGGUCUGGCAGCGUGGCCCACACGGGCCACGCCCACACUGUCGGGGCGCAGUCCUGCCCUCCCGCAUCCUGCUCCCGGCCUUCAGUGAGGGCGCAGGCCCCCCUUCCCGGCCCCAGUGCUCGAGAAGUGCCUGAUGAUGGGGAUGUACUUACAGAUACAAGAACAAUCUUUGCUAUUAUUGUGUAAAAGCCAUAAAUGUACAUAAAUUAUGUUUAAA
This is a messenger RNA of Artibeus jamaicensis (Jamaican fruit-eating bat), 5665 nucleotides long. RefSeq names its product forkhead box O1 (gene FOXO1). NCBI's taxonomy places the organism in Eukaryota, Metazoa, Chordata, Mammalia, Chiroptera, Phyllostomidae. Gene Ontology annotation, biological process: insulin receptor signaling pathway; regulation of transcription by RNA polymerase II. Gene Ontology annotation, molecular function: RNA polymerase II cis-regulatory region sequence-specific DNA binding; DNA-binding transcription factor activity, RNA polymerase II-specific. The record is from RefSeq and is a predicted model, not a curated record. The transcript has 3 exons. The coding region runs from base 448 to 2433 and encodes 661 amino acids. Gene Ontology annotation, cellular component: nucleus.